Molecule: messenger RNA, 1445 nt
Organism: Mizuhopecten yessoensis (Yesso scallop)
Lineage: Eukaryota; Metazoa; Mollusca; Bivalvia; Pectinida; Pectinidae
Exons: 8
Coding region: 217-837 (206 amino acids)
Molecular function (GO): protein binding
Source: RefSeq, a predicted model, not a curated record
AAAAGGCGUGAAUCAUCCUAGAUAUAAACCCUUAAACACACAUGUGCUGUCAUGUUGAUCUUCCUAAAGUGAAACUGAUCUAUAGGUCUUAACUUGGUUUUCCGCAGAAUUUGGUGUAUAUACUACUGGAUACAAAUUAAAAAGGUAACAACACACUGUCAGCCGGGUAAAUGUUGGUAGAUAUCCCCUCAAUCGCAAGCAAUCAGGGUAACACUAAUGAUCCCGAGCACGGUCUCGAUGAAGUUCUACGUACACUCCAAAGAACAUGGGUUUACCAUGGUGGUCAGAUGUGAGGAGGACUACAACGGAACAGUGGAGGACAUCACUAAGAUGUUUGUUAAAGAAUUAAAGAAGAAAUUACCAACGGUAUGCCCAGACAAUGACGUGGAAGUGAGGAAAAGUAAAAAAAUUGUAGACUUGAAAGAGGAAGUGAAGAAAAGAGUGAAGGACAAAGAUGACUUGUUUCUUACUUUACACCAAGGAGUCAAACCGAAAUCUGAUGCCAAGAAACCUGCUAAUGUGAAAGAGCCAGAACUUGUUGAACCCAAAGUAACAAAAGAAGAUCAUGCUCCUGCCCCUCCCACACAAGAACGGAAAACGAACAGCAAGACUGAUGGGCUGAUGCAGUUGGCUGUCCAGUUCAUAACAAAGGGUAACUUUCAACAAGCUGCUAUAACUUUGGAGGAAAUCACCAAAACUGACCCACGCAACACAGAGGCUCAUCUAGGUCUUGUUGAUAUCUUUCUGAAGGCAGACCGACCUAAGAGGGCCUUAAAAUGGUGCAGGAAAACGAAAGAAUUCUGCAGCAGUAACGAAUUGGCACUCAGGUACAUGUAACAUGUCCAAUACUAGGGAUAUGAACGUGUAUGUGACCCUAGGAUGGUAUUUAGUUAACUUCUUAUAAAUGGAGAAAUAUAAAAAGUAGUAAUAUAGAUGAUAAACAGUUUAUCAUACAAUGUUUCCAGGGUUUGUCAUUAAGCAAUUUUUCUCAUCUCUUGAGUCUCUUGAUCUGCAGUGGCCUCUCAAUUUUAUCCAUGUGCUUAUGAUGAGAAAAUUGUUCUCACAACAAACCCUGAAAACACUGUGUGAUAAUUUAUAAUUAUCUAACACUGACUAACUGAGAUAGGAAUAGAUACACAAUGUAUCAGACACUUUCGUCAACUAAAUAUCAGAUGCUGGGAUAAAGCUUGAUAUCAGACAAUAGAUUGCGACCAGACAUCUGAAACUGUGAUGGGACAUGAUUUCUUAGACUUUAUAUAUAAUACUUAAUAGAUGAUAUUGGAUAGCUAACACUGGAACUGAAUAUCUGAUACAUGUACUUCAAAAGGAUAGGAUAUGUGAUAGACCUGGAGAUCUAACACUAAGAUGGAACUUGAUUUCUGAUAUUGGGAUAGACCUGGAGAUCUAACACUAGGAUAGAACUUGAUUUCUGAUAUUGGGAUAGA